AUGCGGUGUGGUAGGCAGGGACAUAAGGCUAGAGAUUGUCGCCUGAUAGGAAACAGUGGAACCUCGCAACAGUCAUACAGAGGAAAUACUCAGGCGCAGCGUGGUGCUCACCAAGGGGGUACAGCCCAGGCUAGGGUGUAUUCUCUGACACCUGGCGACGCAGAGAAUGCUGGUGAUGUAGUCACAGGGAUGGAUUGGCUAUCUGCCAGUUAUGCCAGUAUCGAUUGUCGUAGAAGGGAGGUGAUAUUUAGACAACCAGGGCAGCAGGAAUUUAAGUUCCUAGGAUUGUGUGUGCGUUCUGCACCACAGAUCCUUUUAGCUUUGCAAGCUAGGAGGUUACUCCUGGUGGGUUGCCAAGGGUAUAUGGCAUUUGUUAAAGACAUGUCGACUAAAGAACGUAACCUGGAGAAUAUUGCAUUAGUGCGCGAGUUCCCUGACGUGUUUCUAGAGGACUUGCCAGGAUUACCUCCGGACUGUGAAGUAGAAUUCUCUAUAGAGUUAGCUACAGAUACGACAUCAAUUUUGAAAGCUCUAUAUCACAUAACUCCAGCUAAAUUAAGAGAGUUGAAAGAACAUUUGCAGAAGCUACUAGACAAGGGGUACAUUCGACUUAGUGUUUCUUCCUGGGGAGCACCAGAGAGGAUCCGUGCGAUGCAGAAGGAGGAUCCAGAAUUAGUUAAGCUUAUGGAAGGAGUUUAUAGUGGGUUGAAGCUGAAUUUUAGUAUCUCCAGUGAUGAGAUAUUGAGAUUUCACCACAGGGUUUGUGUAUCGAAUAAUUCCAUAAUUAAAUGGGUCAUUCUUGAAGAGGCACACUAUUCGCUCUACACCAUACAUCCUGGUAGUACGAAGAUGUACCGGAAUUUGAGGGAGUCCUUCUGGUUGUCCAACAUGGAAAGAGAGAUCGCCCGUUUUGUAGAGCAGUACCUGACUUGUCAGCAGGUCAAAGCAGAGCACCAGAGGCCAGCAGGACCACUUCACCCACUUGCCAUCCCCGAGUGGAAGUGGGAGCACAUUUCGAUGGAUUUUGUGAUGGGAUUACCUGUGGUGGUGCAUGGGAAGAAUGCUAUAUGGGUUGUGGUAGAUCAGCUGACGAAGACUGCAUAUUUCAUUCCAAUCAGAGUCAGCCAUUCUCUGAAUAGGAUGGAUCCAGGAAGCAGCGGCAUGAAUGCUGGGGAGGACAGGCCAGGACCUUCCAGCAUAGGUGGAGGAGAUACUAAUGCUGUGUUGCGCAGUGUCACUCAGCAGGAUAUCGAGGAGAUGUUGGCGGUGCUUCCGUGUAUGGAUGAGCAGAAGGUAGCAUUUGCUACUUUUAAACUGAAAGGGGAGGCAAAGCGCUGGUAG
Molecule: messenger RNA, 1341 nt
Organism: Malania oleifera
Lineage: Eukaryota; Viridiplantae; Streptophyta; Magnoliopsida; Santalales; Ximeniaceae
Exons: 5
Coding region: 1-1341 (446 amino acids)
Source: RefSeq, a predicted model, not a curated record